CGGUAUGACUAUUUUACCAGUCGAUGAUGUCUCCAUCGCUUUCACGUCGUUUUUUAUGAAACUCAUAGGAUUUUGGCUUGCUGCCAAUCGCAGUGAACAACGGCUCAGAGACGUCACAUUGUUUUAUACCAUGUUCGCGAUUCUUUUCGCCUUGUGGGUUCAGACUGUGGAUUUCUAUCACUCCCGCGAAGAUUUUGGGGCUUGUCUUUAUAAUGCAUGCAACAUUUUGUCGCUGACAGUGCCAAUGUUUAAGAUACUCGUUCUGCUUGUGCACAAAGAGAAAUUCUUUCAUUUAAUCACAUAUUUCGAGCGAAAUUUUCUGCAUGCAAAUUAUGACAAAUACGAAGCAUCGGUAUUGGCCAGUUGCAAACGCCAAUGCACUUUUUUCAUUUGUAUCUUUAUUUUCUUUACCGAAAUCACCGUUAUGUCUUACAUCGGUACACCAAUUAUUGCGAACAUCGGAAAGAACGAAUCUGAGAGAGAACUUCCGUUCGAUAUGUGGGUUGAUUUGCCAGUAACCAUGACACCGUAUUUUGAAAUCUUUUUCACUGUGGAGGCUCUAUGCGUCUAUCACAUUGGGUUGGCAUAUUUUUGUUUCGACAAUAUAUUAUGCAUCUUGAGCUUACAUCUGGCUGGACAGUUUAAAAUAUUGCAAUAUAGAUUAUCGGGCAAAUAUAUUGUAACCCAUGAAAAGAAUUCGGAGAAGAAUUGUUCGAAACUUUUAAACGAUUCUUAUGGUACCUUUAAAGGAUACAUUCGACAACAUCAAACACUCAUCGCGUUUUGCAAUCAGCUUGAGGAAGUAUUCAGUCCGAUUGUACUCGUGCAAGUCAUGGCAUUCAGUUUGAUAAUUUGUCUCGAUGGGUUUCAAAUGCUUCUGGCAAAUCUGCCGCUCAGGCGACUUAUCUUUCUCUUCCACUUCAUGGCGACCACCUGUCAAUUACUGAUGUUUUCGUACAGUUGUGACCGCAUUAUUCGAGAAAGUAUGAAAUUGGCCCCGGCAGUAUAUUCUGGACCGUGGCUCCUUUUACCCAUAAGUAAAAACGGACAGAAGAUAAAGAAAGAUUUGAUAAUGGUCAUCAUGAGGUCUAAUGUACCUUGCUGCCUUACAGGCAGUGGAUUCUUCAUGGUGUCUUUGGAAACCUACACGAAGGUUUUAACUACAGCUGCAUCCUACUUUACACUGUUACAACAAACCCAGAAUACUAUUAGUUCGUACAAAGAGAUGAACGCAGUCAUGUACAGCGAUCAUUGUUAUGCAGCUCUCAAGAAGUGUAUACAACAUCAUCAGUUGCUUAUUGAGUUCUGCGUGAAGCUUGAACAAGUAUACACCAUGACGAUCUUUACGCACAUGACAGUUUUAAGUUUGUUGCUGUGUUUCGAUUCCUACGAAAUACUCGUGGCAAAUACGAGUGCUUCUAUGCGAAUCAUUUUCUUGUUUCACGCAAUUGGAAGCCUGGGUCAGCUGUUUAUGCUUACGUAUACUAGCAAUUUUAUGAUGGAGGAAAGCACGAAUGUUAUUACCUCGAUGUAUUUAGGAUCUUGGAGCACAUUGCCAAUGAAUAAAGUUGGCAGAUCAUUUCGAUCGGCUAUGAAAUUCAUUAUGAUUAGAUCAUUAAAACCGUGCUAUCUGACUGCUGCCGGAUUUUUCCCUCUGACUUUGGGAACUUUUACUUCGCUUUUAAGUUCUACAUUCUCUUACUUUACUUUGAUGAGGCAAUCGUUCAUGAGACCCGAUGGAGAGUAAUAUAAGAAAUAAUUUAAUAUGUAUCAAAUGCGAUGUAAGAAACAUACAAAUGUGUCGAAAGAUAAUAUGUGAAUAAUUUUCAA
Osmia bicornis bicornis is the source of this 1830-nucleotide messenger RNA. Its product is annotated as odorant receptor 13a-like. Lineage: Eukaryota; Metazoa; Arthropoda; Insecta; Hymenoptera; Megachilidae. Bases 5 to 1747 code for a protein of 580 amino acids. The record is from RefSeq and is a predicted model, not a curated record. Gene Ontology annotation, molecular function: odorant binding; olfactory receptor activity. Gene Ontology annotation, biological process: sensory perception of smell; detection of chemical stimulus involved in sensory perception of smell. The transcript has 9 exons. Gene Ontology annotation, cellular component: plasma membrane.